Molecule: messenger RNA, 639 nt
Organism: Gavia stellata (red-throated loon)
Lineage: Eukaryota; Metazoa; Chordata; Aves; Gaviiformes; Gaviidae
Gene: NKX1-2
Product: NK1 homeobox 2
Exons: 2
Coding region: 1-639 (212 amino acids)
Biological process (GO): regulation of transcription by RNA polymerase II; cell differentiation
Cellular component (GO): nucleus
Molecular function (GO): RNA polymerase II cis-regulatory region sequence-specific DNA binding; DNA-binding transcription factor activity, RNA polymerase II-specific
Source: RefSeq, a predicted model, not a curated record
AUGCCGGAAUGCCCGGAGCGCGGGGCCAAGGCGGCCCCCAUCCAUCAUAAAAUCUCCUUCUCCAUCUUAGACAUCCUGGAUCCCCAGAAAUUCAGCAGCAGACGCGAAGCGGCCGCGGGGAGCUGGGGCAGCGCCCCCCGCUCGGGCGAGCGGGAGAAAAGUUUGGGAAGAGUUGAACCGGGCUCGCCGCGGGGCGCCAGGCGUCGGCGGGCCGAGGCGGGGUGCGGCAAGCCGCGGCGGGCGCGGACGGCCUUCACCUACGAGCAGCUGGUGGCCCUGGAGAACAAGUUCCGGGCCACGCGGUACCUGUCGGUCUGCGAGCGCCUCAGCCUGGCGCUCUCCCUCAGCCUCACCGAGACGCAGGUGAAGAUCUGGUUCCAGAACCGACGCACCAAGUGGAAGAAGCAGCACCCGGGCGCCGACGGGGCGGCCCCCGCCGCUUCCCCCGCGGCAGCGGCGGCGGGCGGCGGCAGCCCCAGCCCGCCGGGCCCCGGCGCGCUGCCCUUCCAGACUUUCCCCUCCUACGCCGCCGCCAACGUCCUCGUCCCGCCGGCCGCCCCCUUCCCGCUGGGCGGCGGCCCCUUCGCGCCCUUCCUCGGCCCCGCGUACCUCGGCCCCUUCUACGCCCCGCACCUCUGA